This is a messenger RNA of Phacochoerus africanus (Common warthog), 1791 nucleotides long. It is a transcript of the gene AQP3, whose product is annotated as aquaporin 3 (Gill blood group). Gene Ontology annotation, molecular function: water channel activity; urea transmembrane transporter activity; glycerol channel activity. The coding region runs from base 88 to 960 and encodes 290 amino acids. Gene Ontology annotation, biological process: glycerol transmembrane transport; water transport. The transcript has 6 exons. The record is from RefSeq and is a predicted model, not a curated record. Gene Ontology annotation, cellular component: basolateral plasma membrane; plasma membrane. NCBI's taxonomy places the organism in Eukaryota, Metazoa, Chordata, Mammalia, Artiodactyla, Suidae.
UAUAAAGGGAGCCACCCGGUGCUGGCCGCCACUGCUGCCGCGCCUGACGCCACCCGCCUUCUGACAGCGCCGCCGCCUGCCCCUGCCAUGGGUCGACAGAAGGAGCUGGUGACCCGCUGCGGGGAGAUGCUCCACAUCCGCUAUCGGCUGCUUCGCCAGGCACUGGCUGAGUGCCUGGGGACCCUUAUCCUCGUGAUGUUUGGCUGUGGCUCCGUGGCACAGGUCGUGCUCAGCCGGGGCACUCAUGGUGGUUUCCUCACCAUCAACCUGGCCUUUGGCUUCGCUGUCACCCUGGGCAUCCUUGUUGCCGGCCAGGUCUCUGGGGCCCACCUGAACCCUGCUGUGACCUUUGCUAUGUGCUUCCUGGCCCGUGAACCCUGGAUCAAGCUGCCCGUCUAUACCCUGGCUCAGACUCUGGGAGCCUUCCUGGGUGCUGGGAUCAUUUUUGGGCUGUAUUACGAUGCAAUCUGGGCCUUCGCCAACAACCAGCUUAUAGUCUCAGGCCCCAAUGGCACAGCUGGCAUCUUUGCCACCUACCCCUCUGGACACUUGGACAUGGUCAAUGGCUUCUUCGACCAGUUCAUCGGCACAGCCUCCCUCAUCGUGUGCGUGCUGGCCAUUGUGGACCCCAACAACAACCCUGUGCCCCGUGGCCUGGAGGCCUUCACUGUGGGCCUGGUGGUCCUGGUCAUUGGCACCUCCAUGGGCUUCAACUCUGGCUACGCCGUCAACCCUGCCCGGGACUUCGGCCCUCGCCUCUUCACUGCCAUUGCUGGCUGGGGCUCAGAAGUCUUCACGACCGGCCGCCACUGGUGGUGGGUGCCCAUUGUCUCUCCGCUCCUGGGUUCCAUCGCCGGUGUCUUCGUGUACCAGCUCAUGAUCGGCUGCCACCUGGAGCCACCGCCACCCUCCACCGACGAGGAGAAUGUGAAGCUGUCCCAAGUGAAGCACAAGGAGUAGAUGCGAAUGGGCAGGAGGCACCCCCCCCACUGCCCCCUCCCUUGAGCAUCCGUUGACUGUGCAGGGGCUGCUCCCUUGAAGCCCCCUUGAAGCCCCCUUGCUGACUCCUCUCCAAGGUUAAGAAACUCCUACCACCACCCCUCCAUACAGGCCCCUUGGAGAUUUUCCAUCCUGCCCUAACAGUCCACUCCACCUAAGCUGUGGUGAAACAGGAAGUAGGGCCAAGAUAGCCCUUUGUCUCCCAAAGAGAGAGAACGGGCAGCAGGUGGGUGAAUGUGUGUGCAUGUGCAUGUGUGUGUGAGUUUUCCCAGAUAUUCAUGGCAUGGGACCAUGUGGAAAGGACUCUAGCUGUGGGUGAGGCCCAGAGGAAGGGGGAAGGUGGUAUGUCCACAUGUGAGGAAAAGCACUAGGGGCCUGAAUUUUCAGGGGCUCCACGUGGAGGUGGGUCAAGGUACCUGUGUUUCUCAGUAUGUGCCUGUCUGCCCUUCUUCCUCCAUGGGGGCUUCUAUAAGCUUUGUAGGGAAUGUGAGCAGGGCUGGGAGGAGGGGGUCACAGCCCAGGUGUGGAGCUCUGGCUAUUCAUAAAGUAGGAGCAGAGUGAUGUGUUUCUGUCACAAUGCAGGCAUGAGGGGGGUGGGGUGACGUCCAGGUCAUAAGUUUCAUGUUUGCUUUUUUGAAAAAAAAAAAAAAAUAUAUAGCAGAUGUUACAGUUUUAGGGAUGGGGGUUGGGAGACUCUAAACAGGGUCUUUAUUCCUUUAAUCCUCCACUCAAUACAUGUACUCUUUUGCCUUUUAUAAAAAAAACCAAUAAAAUAUAUGCCAAUUGUAUAAA